AUGAAGCGGAUGUUCUCCUGCUCCAGCUCGCAGGUGACGGUGGAGAGCUGGACGCGGCAGGACCAGAAGCUGUUGGAGGCGGUGGCCCGGGGGGACGUGACCCGGGUGGCCGCGCUGGCCGCCCGCAGGAGCGCCCGGCCCGCCAAGCUCAACGCCGGGGGACAGUCCGCGCUCCACGUGGCCGCGGCCGGGGGUCUCACCGAGUGCCUGACGCUGCUGCUGCACCACGGGGCGCCCGUGGACGAGAGGGACGACGACGGCAGCACCGCCCUGCACUUGGCCACCAUCGCCUGCCAACCCCAGUGUGUGAAGGUGCUGCUGCAGCACGGAGCCAACGAGCGCCAAGUGGACCGGCAGAACCGGAUGCCUCUGCACUGGGCCGCCUCCUCGGGCUGCACCUCCAGUGUCCUCCUGCUCUGUGACCACGAGGCCCCGCUGGACGUCCCCGACGCCGUGAGCGGGGAUGGGGGGGACACAGAGGGACACAGAGGGACACAGGGGACAAGGGGGGGGUGACGGUCACGCCGUGUGUCCCCCCAGCACGGCCAGACCCCCCUGAUGCUGGCAGCGCGGGGGAACCACACGGCUGUUUGUGCCCAGCUCCUUCGGCGCGGGGCCCAGCCCGGGCUGGCCGACGGUCACGGCAGGACAGCGCUAGCUCUGGCUCAGGCUCACGGGUGCCGGGAGGCUGCAGAGCUUCUGCGGAGCCACGAGGGGGACAAGGACACCGGGAAUGUCACCGGGAAGGCUCCAAACCCGACACUCCAGAGGGUCCCACACUGUGGGGGGAGAGAGAACGGUGCCAGAGAGGUGGGAAUCCAGGGAAGGGAAGAGGAGGAGGAGGAGGAGAAGGAGGAGGACGGACCCACUGCCCGGCAGCUGCGGGAGGAGUUGGAGAGGAAGACUCGGGAAUGUCAGAGGUUGGAAGGAGCUGCCAGUGGGAUCCGGAGGCGGCUGCGGGAGCUGGUGAAGCUCCUGCCGGGUCGGAAUGAGGGGGAGGAUGAGGAUGAGGAUGAUGAAGACAAGGACAGCGCCUGCCUGGAGCUCCUGGCCCGGCACGUGGCCUUGCUGAGGAAGAGGACGGGGGACGAAGAGGGGGAAGCGGGACACGAGGCUCCGGCACUGAUCCCGUUCCUGACCUGGCUGGGGGAGGAAUGUGCCAAAAUGCGGGAAGCGAAGGCCGGCGCCUCCUCCCGGAGCCGGGAGCUGCGUCAGGAAGCCGAGGAUUCCCUCCAGGACGGGACCGCCUGGGAGCGGCUGCUGGAAGGGCUGGAGCAGCAGCUGGAGCUCCAGGACCAGAGCCACGCCAGGAUGCUCCAGGCAUCCCAAAUCCUCCUGGAAAAGCUCCGCCGGGAGCCGGCAGCCACGUGCCGGUGUGCGGUGAACGGCACCGGGAUGGAUCCGGGCGGGAAGAGCUGGGAGCAGGGCCCGAGGGAGGGUGGGAGGGCGGAGAAGGAGCUGCUGGAGCUGCGGGAGGGCAACGGGAAGCUCCUGGUGGAGCUGGCGCGGCUGGGCCGGGAGCGGGAGCGGCUGCAGGAGGAGCUGCGGGAGCUGCGGGAGCGCGGGAAGGGGGACGAGGCGCGGGGGCUCCGGCGGGAGCUGGAGGCGCUGCGGGACGGGGUGGGGGCACGGAUGAGGGAGCCGGGGGGCGACACCGGGGCCGGGAUCCUCCGGGAUCUGCACCGCAGCCUGGACGCGCUGGUGCGCUCCCAGCACGAGGCCCUGCAGCUCGUCAGCGACAUGGAGAGCGAGACCCCCGCAGCCCCCCAGAACAGCGGGGACGGCAGAGCCGGGGUUGGAGCUGGAGGGACCCCGGCAGAGCCAGGAACGGGGCCGGAGCCGCCGGGAUCGGAGCUGGAGGGAUCGGAUCGGGAGGCGGCGGAGGCGGCCGGGAGGGAGCGGGAGCUGCGGGAGCUGCGGGAGAGGGCGGAGGGGCUGGAGCGGAGCCUGCAGGCCCUGCGGGAACGGGCGGCACGGCUGGAACGGGCCUGCCGGGACAAGGACGGGAAGCUGAAGCAGCUCCUGGUGGAGACGGAGAAACUCUCGGCCGAGGUGCUGGGGCUGCGGGGCCGGAGUGCCCGGCUCGAGCUGCAGCUGGAGGUGCAGCAGAAGCAGCACCGGGACACGGUGGCCGUGUACAGGACACACCUGCUCUGGGCUGCCCAGGGAUUCAUGGAUCACGGUGUCCACGCGGCGCUGCUGCAGAUCCUGCGGGACCAGGCGGGAGCGGGGCCGUGCCUCUGAACGGGAAACCGGGAAAACGUGGCCCAUUCCACGUCAUUCCACAUCCUCAUCCAGCGUCCUUGUCCCAUGUCCCACUCCUGUGUCCCAUUCCUUGUCCUCAUCCCAUGUCACCAUCCCAUGUCCCACUCCAUGUCCUCAUCCCAUGUCCCAUCCUGUAUCCUUAUCCCAUGUCCCGAUCUCCUGUCACACCCUGUGUCCCCCUCCGUGUCCCCGUCCUGUGUCCCAAUCCCAUGUCCCAUUCCAUGUUCCAUUCCGUGUCCCCAUCCCAGCAGCUCAGGGGGGGCCGUAUCCUGCCCCAUUCCCCUGGAAUCCACCCCAAACCACGGGAGCCCCCUGGCCCAUCCCUGUGUUCCCGUCCAUCCCACCCCAACACGGAGUCAGAUCCCAUGGGAAACUCUUUAUUCCGGGUCCCCUCGGCC
Messenger RNA from Myiozetetes cayanensis, 2663 nucleotides. Its product is annotated as ankyrin repeat domain-containing protein 35-like. The record is from RefSeq and is a predicted model, not a curated record. The transcript has 11 exons. Gene Ontology annotation, molecular function: actin binding. Lineage: Eukaryota; Metazoa; Chordata; Aves; Passeriformes; Tyrannidae.